AUGGCGCAGGCAGCGGAUCAGAUCACUGAACUCAAUGUAACUCAAACAGCUACCAAACCUCGUAGGUGGUGGCAUCGCGAAAGUUAUUGGGUGCUAUCUUGUUCAAUUUUCUUUGCCUUUCUGCUCCCAGCUUUGUACGGCACACUGUUAAAGUUGUGGAUUGCAAACAUCGAUGCAUCCCGCGUGGUUACAACCGACGUCUACACAUAUAUCGGAACUGUGGCCGAGGUACUGAAUGAAGGUCUGCCACGGGCUGCCUGGGUUAUUAUCGGAGACAAAUCCUCGCGCAGUCUGGACUCUCGGUUCGGCUUGGCGUACACCUUGAUCGCGUUUCAGUCUGUUCUCGGUUGCAUCAUGAGCAUUGUUUUUGUGGCCGCAGCACAGAACUUCGCGAAUGCGUUUGUCCCAGUGGAAGUACGGCAAUCCAGCUUGACCUAUGUCAUAUUCUAUGGCGUUUCAGCUCAGCUAGCCACCAUUCUUCUUGCAACUCGUCCUAAAUGGAAUCUUUAUCAAUCCUUCGUCUCAAAUUUUGCCUUGGUGUUUGGUGGAAGUCUCGUUUUCAGCUUCUUUGAUAUCCUGCUUGUCCUUAUGCUGUGGGCCUGGAGAUUACCCAAAGCCAAGAUGCAUUUGGAAGUGUUCCACGACAGUUAG
Molecule: messenger RNA, 651 nt
Organism: Endocarpon pusillum Z07020
Lineage: Eukaryota; Fungi; Ascomycota; Eurotiomycetes; Verrucariales; Verrucariaceae
Exons: 3
Coding region: 1-651 (216 amino acids)
Source: RefSeq, a predicted model, not a curated record